Molecule: messenger RNA, 303 nt
Organism: Prunus armeniaca (apricot)
Lineage: Eukaryota; Viridiplantae; Streptophyta; Magnoliopsida; Rosales; Rosaceae
Source: the annotation of a GenBank genome assembly
AUGAAAUCAGUGUGUUAUUAUAAUGUUGCAAUAUUGUGCGUUGUAGCUUUUGUUCUUGUCUUUGGGGGAAGCCAGGUGUGUACGGCAGCAGUUACUUGCAGCCCACUGGAGCUAGCUCCAUGCGCCACAGCAAUCACAUCCUCAAGCCCUCCCUCUGCCAUAUGUUGCGGCAAACUGAAGGAGCAGAGGCCUUGCCUUUGCAAGUAUGUCAAGGACCCUAACCUCCAGAAGCUGGUCAACUCCCCAAACGCCAAGAAGGUGGCAAGCACUUGUGGCUCCCCAUUUCCCUCAUGCCCUAGCUAA